GCAUGAUAGUAGUCGAUAUUUGGUGGCUUGCAAUGAAGUUUUUAUAGGAAAUUUCGAAAAUAAUGCGGUUAUAGUGGAGUGCCGGAGAUAGUGGAGUUUUGUUUCGGUGUAAUCAUUUUGGAAUAUCGUAUUGGGAAUGGAGCAUGACGGUUGUGGCAGAGACAUUUCAUAGAUUCCAGACCCAUUCCGCUAGAAGGACCAAUCAUCUGCGAGUAUCCCAUACCAUCAUGAACCAGACAGCAUCACAACGUGAGCCUACCAAGUUGAAGUUCGGCAUAGACAGACUCCUUUCCUCUUCUCACAACUCCUCCGAAAGGGAUCCACCCUGUGCACCCAAACCAGUGGCAGUACCAUGCUCGGAAUGCGUUUCGUCCAUUUACAGGUGCUGCAAAACCAACUCCUCUGGAUGUCCACAGCAGGCUGAGAUUGCUGGAUAUGGGGGUCGGCAUAUAUUCGGGUGUGGUCCAACAACGUUCACAAUCCAGCCAAUAAGGCCCUUUCCAACUAGACCAAGUCUCCGGCUACCAGAUCUCCACUCUCCUCAUGCCAGUUCCCCUCCACUUCCGGUCAACAGCUCCAGCCAGUCAAAACGGAAGCGAUCCUGGUCGAGGGCGGUUUUCAGCAAUCUGCAGCGGAAAGGCCUCGAACGGAGGUUCCAGCUGCAAAAGUACAUCACCAAGCCAGACAGACGGCAGCUGGCUGCGACGCUGGGGCUAACUGAUGCCCAAGUGAAGGUCUGGUUCCAGAACAGGAGGAUGAAAUGGAGGCACUCGAGGGAGGGGGGCCAGAAUGGUGAGGCCACAGCGGCUGAUUCGACUCAGGAUCAGGAAAUCGAUGUAGAUACUAUUACAGAUGAAAAUGACUGAUUGGUAUGAUGAAAUGAAGUGUGGAGUUUGGAAUAUUAAAUUAUGAACAUUACGAACAGAACUCGACCAAUUUAUUUUUCACAAAAAUAUAGGUGAGA
This is a messenger RNA of Phaedon cochleariae (mustard beetle), 964 nucleotides long. Lineage: Eukaryota; Metazoa; Arthropoda; Insecta; Coleoptera; Chrysomelidae. The record is from the annotation of a GenBank genome assembly.